GUUGCGGUUGUAAAAAAAUUAUUGUGAUUUUAGGAAGUCAAAUAUGAGAUUUUUUUAUGAGGAAAAGUUUCUCCCGAGUGGGUUCUAUGCAUCGAUGCAUCAAUUCGCAGACGCAUAAUUCACUUUCUUUUUAAACUGUUUUAAUUCAAUGUUGCAAAUGCACGUAGAUAAGAAAGCGUUAAGGUGUGUUGUUUAUUUAUUGGAUUUAUUAGGAUUCUUAGAUGAUCAUCAUUAACGAACAACAUGUACUACGAGCCAGUAGUAAACCGGUGCCUACCCACAACAAAAAUAAAACCAACAAAAUACCCCAGUUUCACCCAAAUUAACAAUUUCCGAAACAUGGAUGCGGAUCAUUUUUACGACGACGAGUUUGGGAACAAUAAUAAGGGGGCACUGCCCCCCGUUAAACCUCCUAGGAAAUUUCAGAGGAGGCUCAGUUUAAGAAACUCGUUUUCUGAAGAGAAUCCAAUUAAAAUGAAAAAUGGAAAUGGAGACUAUUGCGUUGACGUCGACCAUAUCCAUGUCGGGUUCAAAACAUCGUGCAAGGGAGAACAAACGAUUGCUAAUGCCGAAGUUCAGACGACACAUUUAGUGCCUUAUCGGUUAAGAUUUUGGCCAAGAACGGACUGUGAUUUCAAGUUAAGUCCAUCAGAAACCAAUUGUGCUUUAAAAUUUAAAUGUUGUUUAAAGAUACUUAGCCAAUGGAUUUUAUCACAGGCAGGACUUACCAUUAUUGUAGUAACAUGGGCCCUAAUAGGUGCCUAUGCGUUUUAUAUAACCGAAGGUCCCAGAGAGCAAAAACAAAGCGAAACUUUAGCCACCAUCCAAAAAAAUCUCUCUACAGCUUUAGCCACGGAGCUGAGCCAAUCCGAAGACCAUGUGGACACGUGGCCAGCCAUGAUCCACAAAUACUUUGAGAAGCACGAAACGUUGUUCCUUGAUGCUGUUGGAGCCGGAUUCGGUGAGGGGGGAGGAGGAAACAUUUGGACUUAUCCAGGAUGUUUUUUGUUUAGUGUGUCAUUAUUGACAACUUUAGGUUUUGGUGCGCCAGUACCAAGAACACCACUAGGACGUGGCACCGCCGUAGUCUUCGCCAUGGUGGGCAUCCCCCUCCAUUUCCUCCUAGUACUAAAUAUUGGAAAUCUGACCGCAGUGAAAUUGCAACAAUUGGCCUUUCGCACCCACUCUACAGAUGUCCCAAGUAUGACCGAACAGCCGAAAUGGCUAAAGUGGCUGCCGUUCAUCACCAUUUUACUGUAUUACUUACUGGGGGUGGUCGUUUUCGGGGUAGCACGCAGUAGGGACACGUUACACGCUUUCAUGUUUCCGUUGGAUUUUACCGCAAGCGGUGGAGUGGCCAACGUGCCGGGUGGUUUUAGGAUCUGUUACGCGUUGUAUUUGGAAAUUGCGGUCACUUUGGCCGCCAUUGCGGUUAGUCUAAUACAAGCCUCGGCUGGAAAAGGGAUUGUUGAUGUAGGGUUAAAGUGGGGGUUAUUGACGAACACCUGAAAAUGCGUGGUGAUGAAUCGGUUGAUCAGUAUAAAAAAAAGUUGAAACGCACACGUUUUAUUACCAUCUAUGGGUUAAUUUUGCGUUUUAGCACCAUCUUUAUGGGUUAAAUAUGAGUGGUUAUAGUAAAUAAGUUGUUCCUGGAAUGACUAAAUUAAACUGGUAGAAGCUACGAUUUUUUAUAAGCAAAAAAUGCCAACACUUUUUGUAUGAGAGCUUCACCCUUUUUGGCCUCAAAUAAAUAAUUUGUGUUAUUGUUUUAGUAGUAGGUAUUUAAGCUUUCUGCCAACUAAAAAUACUUGGCUAAUAGUGGCGGUAAGGUCAUUGAUUCAAAUAUAAAUAAUUUCUCAAAAAGCUCACAUAAAAAUGCCUCAUAAAUAUGAAUAUUACAUCAAAGCCAUAACAAAAUACUCAGAUACCGACAGAUACGUCAAAUGCGUGUAAAACCAAGAACAUGACUCCAAAAAGUAAAAAAACGUAAAAAAAAAAUUCCAAUUCCUAGAAACAUAAAAAAUUACGUAAAAUGCUUGGAGUAAAAUAAAACAUUACUUAAAACUGAAAAAUUGCAAACGCCUAAAGGAAAGGAAAGAAUAUUGCCAAUUCAUGGACUGCAUCAAAGCCCUGAAACAAUAUUAAAUAUCUUUUAAAGUCUGAAAGAAAAAUGGCUUUUAAGACCGUAAGAAUUUCGUAAAAUGACUGGAAACAAAAUAACGAAUUACUGCCAAAAGCAGGGAAAUUGGGAAAAGUUGGUUAAAUGCUUGGAGCAAAAUAAGAAAUGUCUAUAUAAAAGUAUCCUAAAAUACUUAGUUCAAAAUGUCGGCCAAAACCACAAGCCACCACUGUUGACUAAUAUAAAAUGCUAUUAACUAAGUCAUAUGAAUUUUAAAUUAUAUUUUCUAUUUUUCUUCCCAAAAAGUUAGGAAAGUAAGUGUGGGUAGAAAUAAAAUAUGAUUAGAUUCA
Messenger RNA from Anthonomus grandis grandis, 2469 nucleotides. Its product is annotated as potassium channel subfamily K member 4-like. The record is from RefSeq and is a predicted model, not a curated record. The transcript has 6 exons. The coding region runs from base 244 to 1509 and encodes 421 amino acids. Gene Ontology annotation, molecular function: potassium ion leak channel activity. Lineage: Eukaryota; Metazoa; Arthropoda; Insecta; Coleoptera; Curculionidae. Gene Ontology annotation, cellular component: membrane. Gene Ontology annotation, biological process: stabilization of membrane potential; potassium ion transmembrane transport.